GCCCCACCUCUCUUCUCUGCUCUCAUGCACUGCGAAGUAGCUGCGGUGCGUGAAACAAGUCCGGCAGGGGACGAACGUUUUCACAACUUGAGCUUUGAGACGCUUUUUUUGGAUUCUUCAAUGAGCUCGUCUAGGCACUUGUAGCGGCGGCUAGGAGGGAAGACGGGACUGGGGGAGCACUACAGGAAAACUACCUGAGUUUUCUCUUCCAGUCGCGAUUCAAAAUGAAAUUCUGGAUUUGUGUACUCGCUGUCAGCUGGGCAGUAGAAGCGACACUCGGGGGGACUACAGGAGAACCGUGUAAUGGGUUGGACUGUAGUGGGGGAUGCAAUUGUAAUCCAGAGAAAGGCAGCAGGGGGCGUCCAGGGGCCUUGGGGCCAGUAGGACCCAGUGGACCAGAGGGCUUCCCAGGUGACCAAGGGCCUUCAGGGCCCAAAGGAGAAAAGGGUCACGUCGGACUCGGGGGCCCCUCUGGGCUGAAAGGAGAAAAGGGGCCUAUGGGCGUACCAGGGUUCCCAGGAACCGACGGAGUCCCCGGUCACCCAGGUGCGGACGGUGGCAGGGGUCUACCGGGAGCAGACGGGUGCAACGGUACCCAGGGAGACCCAGGUCCCAGAACUCUAAACGGAGGAAUACCUGGAGCUCCAGGACUCUCUGGGCCCACUGGUCCUAAAGGACAGAAGGGAGAGCCUGUAUACGUUGGACUCAGUGGGGGAGUUCCUGGUCAGCCUGGACUGGAUGGUGUACCUGGACCUAGAGGUCCAGACGGAGGUCCCGGUGACUUCGGCCCCAGAGGUCCUGAUGGAUUCCUUGGUGCUCCAGGCCCCCCCGGUCCCCCUGGCCCUGUAGGGAGCCCCAGUCUAGGGUUUCAGGGGGAGCCAGGAGACAAGGGCGAUGUGGGCCCGCAGGGAGACCCAGGCAGGCCCUUGGUCAAUGGAGUGGUGGAGUUUGUGGGCUUUCCUAAAGGAGACAAAGGACCUAAGGGGGAAGGGGGUUACAAAGGAGUGCGUGGACCAACUGGUAGACCCGGCCCACCUGGUCCUUUCGGCUUUCCUGGCGAGGUGGGAGAGAGUGGAAUUUUGGGGUAUCCAGGGGGACGGGGUCCUCCUGGUUUUAACGGGCCUCCCGGAUCUCCAGGAAGACAGGGAUUCACAGGAAGUCCAGGGUUCCCCGGCCAACCAGGCUACAGAGGACCUAAGGGUGACCAGGGAGAACAGGGGCCUCCCGGACCCCCAAUCUACACUGACGCACAAGGGAUGUCUGUUCAAGGAGCACCAGGUGACAACGGUAUCGACGGCCUCCCUGGUCAACCAGGGGACGCGGGAGCUCCGGGGUUUCCAGGACAACCAGGACGACCAGGCGACUCCUUCAGCGAUGGUCGCGGAGGCAGCCCAGGGUUCCCUGGUACACUGGGGCCUAAGGGAGAGAGGGGUAACCCAGGCAGACAGAGCUAUGGUCCUGAGGGCCAACCAGGAGGACAAGGUUUACCAGGAGCCCCUGGACCACCCGGACCACCAGGCAGAUCUGAUGAAGACUCGUCCAGCGGCCCCUGUCUGGUCGUCACUAUGGGGCCCAAGGGCCAAACACUGGAAGUUAGCAUACCAGAAGCCAACAUCCAAACCGACUUGUUCGGCGAUCUACCAGGAACGCCAGGACGACCAGGAGCCCAGGGACCACCUGGAGCCAGUGGCUAUAAGGGACCCAAAGGGGAGCUGGGUGACUGUAACUGCCUGGGAGAAGGCACCUCGGGUGGGGUGGGGCCACCGGGUGCUCCUGGGGCUGAUGGAAGACCUGGGGGGUUCGGACGUAAAGGCGAGAGCGGAGACCCUGGCAUACCCGGUUUCGGAGGACAACCAGGAACACCUGGUCGUGCGGGUGAGAGGGGUUUCUUUGGGCGUAAAGGAGAGAAGGGUGCCUCCUUCUACCCGUCGUUCAGCCGGGGGAUCAAGGGUGAACUUGGGGCCCAGGGCCCUCAGGGCCCCCCUGGAGACAUGGGCCGACCCGGGAGAGAUGGACUGCCUGGGUUCCCUGGACAGCCUGGGCCUCCUGCUGAUGUCGAUGGCUACGGAACCGUCGGAGAGAGAGGUUUCCCAGGGUUCUCGGGGGCCAAAGGUCGCACGGGUGAACCAGGAGAGAACGGGAUUGGCUACGAGGGUACCGCUGGUACCCGCGGGUUGCCAGGCGACCCGGGCUUCACCGGGUUACCAGGGCAACCUGGUUUACCUGGCCCGCCAGGUGACAGCUGUGGGCAGGAGGGGGUUAAUGGCGCAGAGGGAGGGUUGACGGUCCCUUGUCGUCUACCUGGCGAGGACGGAGAACCCGGCUACCCAGGAAUACCUGGAAGAACAGGUCCCAAGGGCGAGCCAGGUUUCCCAGGGGGUCCCGGUCGGCCCGGCUUUGAUGGAGGGAAGGGAGAGAGAGGAGACCCUGGCUUCGGAGGUCAGCCUGGACCACAAGGUUUCCCUGGCCCCAGAGGAGAUGCGGGGGUCCCAGGUAUCCCAGGCGAGGGCCGUCCAGGGGCCCCAGGGAAAAACGGGUUCCCGGGGCGGCUGGGGGAAAAGGGGCAGCCGGGGGAGGUUCUGGGGGCCUCAACAGGUCUCCCUGGAUCACCUGGGUUCCCCGGAGGACCAGGAGACAAGGGAGAGCGAGGAGCAUCGGGUCAACCUGGAGGAUCAGGUUUUGACGGGCGGUCCGGUGUUUCCGGAGCUAAGGGUGAGCGCGGGGCAGAUGGCUACCCCGGAACUCCAGGUCUUCCUGGACUUCCCGGAGAGGGCAGACCGGGUGGAUUUCCCGGUCCUGCCGGACCACCCGGAAGCAGAGGAUUAACCGGCUCUCCAGGCUGUCAAGGCUACCCCGGUUUGAAGGGAGCCAGAGGUGAUGCAGGCUUUCCAGGCCCAGCUGGGAUGAAGGGACAACCAGGAGAACCAGGAGGCGAUGGCUCUCCAGGACUCAGGGGUCUUCCAGGACCACCGGGCCCCGGGGGAAGAGACGGCAUCCCUGGGGGACCAGGAAGAAAGGGCGAGAGCGGUUACCCCGGACUGGUGGGUUUCCCCGGAAUGCCAGGUAACCCUGGAAGACCUGGAGGUCCAGGAGGGAAAGGAGCUCCCGGAUUCUCAGGAAGAGACGGUCUGCCCGGAGAUUUCGGAGCGCCAGGACCUAAAGGUGACAGAGGUAACGCUGGUCCACCCGGCGCACCCUCUCUGCCCGUCAGAGUUGAGUACAUUGAGAAGGGACAGAUGGGCGACAAUGGUGCCAACGGUCUACCCGGUUUCCCUGGACCUAGAGGUGACAAGGGUUUCCCAGGGCUGCCUGGUCGACAGGGUUUGCCCGGGCUGCCUGGUUAUGCUGACAGAGCUAAAGGAGAACAAGGUCUUUCUGGUCUCCCCGGACGCCCAGCCGGACCAGGCUACCCGGGGCCUAAAGGAUCUCCUGGUAUCAUUGGCUUCCCUGGCAUGCCUGGACCUAGGGGUGACGAUGGCGAACCUGGUUUCCCUGGAAACCCCGGAGUCCUUGGUCAGCCAGGUGCUAAAGGUGAGAGAGGUGACUCUUUCGGCUACCCCGGAGGUCCCGGAGCUAAAGGUGAGGCCGGAACCCCUGGUUACUCAGGUGACCCAGGUGCUAAAGGCGCCCCCGGGGACAACGGUUUCGCAGGCGGCCCUGGGUUCAACGGACAGAAGGGAGCACCGGGAGAUCGAGGAAUACCCGGACAAAUGGGUACCCCUGGUUUCACUGGCGCUAAGGGUCUGAACGGAUACCCAGGAGGAAGAGGUCUAGACGGGACGCCUGGCCGCUCCGGCUCCCCUGGAACAUCUGGAGAGAAAGGUCUGCCGGGAUCUCCUGGUCUUGAUGGGCUCAACGGACUGGCUGGACCCAAGGGUCUACCAGGAACCCCAGGUUAUAGUGAGGGGGGUCGUCCCGGCACUCCUGGAGCAGCCGGUCUGAAGGGAGAGAGGGGCUCCUCCAUCCCAGGUGGACCUGGGUACAAUGGAGAGAAGGGAGCUAGAGGAGAGUCAGGAGGUCCUGGUGUGACGGGCUUCCCAGGUCUGCCUGGUCCUCGCGGGGAGACGGUCAUUUCUAACAUCCCUGGACCAUUGGGAGACCCUGGCCUGCCCGGAAUCGAUGGAGAAGAAGGUUACCGUGGUCCUCCAGGCCCCCCAGGCCCACCGGGGCCCGGUACAGCCCAAGGAGACAGAGGCGACUCUGGGCUAUCUGGCAUCCCUGGUACCCCUGGUAACCGUGGAGACCCUGGGGGUCCAGGUGGCCCAGGACGGGACGGAAACCCUGGAUUCAAAGGAGAGAGAGGUGACUCUGGGUACAGUGGAGCAUCAGGACAAAGGGGCUUCCCUGGAGAUCCAGGAUACUACGGAGGGAAAGGACCCAAAGGAAGGAGAGGUAAUACUGGUCGUAAGGGACCCCAAGGUAAAACUUUCCCCAGGCAGGACAUCCGGACACCCUAUGGAGACAUGGGAGACCCCGGGGUCAACGGAGCUUCAGGGUCCGUGGGAGAAGCAGGCAAUCCCGGCAUGCCAGGCAGAGGGGGUCCUAAAGGCCGGCCCGGCGCGGUAGGGAAGCUGGGGAGGAACGGAGGGUCAGGUCUGGACGGACCUCUGGGAGACUCUGGUCCUCCUGGUUUCCCUGGACCUACCGGGUCACAAGGUCUGCCCGGUAAGCCUGGCCUGCAGGGUCCCCCAGGAAGUGUGGCGCGCAGCAGGAGUAUUGGAUACACUCUGGUGAAGCACAGUCAGAACAACCAGGUGCCCAUGUGUCCUCAGGGCAUGGCUCAGCUCUGGGAAGGAUACAGUCUGCUGUAUGUUGAGGGGCAGGAGAAGGCCCAUAACCAGGACCUCGGUAUGGCAGGCUCCUGCCUUCCCCGUUUCAGCACUGUCCCCUUCCUGUACUGCACGCCCAACGAGAUCUGCUACUACGCCAGCCGCAACGACAAGUCCUAUUGGCUGUCCACCACGGCACCCAUCCCCAUGAUGCCGGUGGGAGAGGAGGCUAUCAGCCAGUACAUCAGCAGGUGCUCCGUGUGCGAGGCCUACUCCCAGCCUGUAGCUGUCCACUCACAGGACCUCACCAUCCCUACCUGCCCUUCCGGCUGGAGAUCCCUCUGGAUCGGGUACUCCUUUCUCAUGCACACUGCUGCCGGGGCUGAGGGCGGCGGCCAGUCCCUGGUCUCUCCAGGGUCCUGUCUGGAAGACUUCCGCGCCACGCCCUUCAUUGAGUGUAAUGGGGCAAAGGGCACCUGCCACUACUUUGCCAACAAGUACAGCUUCUGGCUGACCACGGUUGAGCCUAGCCGGGAGUUCGACCCCCCUCCGAUGGACACACUGAAGGGAGGCAACCAACGCAGCCGAGUCAGUCGCUGUCAAGUCUGCAGCAAGAUCUUGUAGCUGGGAUAAGAGUUCGAAGAUGGAGAGAUAGAGAGAAGAUAUGAAAAAGAGAGAGACUGAAACAACAAAGGAGAGGGUGAUGAUUACUUAUCAGAAAGGAAAAGAGAGAGAUGGGGUGGAGAUGGAGUAAUUGAAAUGAUAAAACAAUUUUAAAAACUUUCACUGAAUUUGAGCACCUCCCCUGCUUCAUCUAGGGGUCUCACUAGGAGGGUGAGGGGCUCCUGAAGGAGCCGACGAGGGCCCUUCUGUGGGUUUAUGAUACCCUUGUAUCGAUGUAAGACAGAAAGGGAUGGAGAGAUGAGCGGUCUUGUUCUAAACUAGAUUAUUACUGACAGUGGUGCUAUACUGUAUGUUUUACGUGUCUUUCUUUUGUUCUUUUCACAUUACCAUGGUUAUGUGUCUGAAAACAUUCACGGCUACCUCGGAGAGUGCAACCCCAAACCACCCCUUUGGCCUGCACUGAACCGCUUUCACUUCCUGGGCUACAUCCCAAAUGGCCUAUAUAGUGCACUACCCAUAGGACUCUGGUCCAAAGUGGUGCAUUACAUAGGGAAUAUGAUGCUAUUUGGGAUGAAUACGUUCUCUACCGUUACAACUACAUACAGUCAUGAACCUAAGAGACCUGCUACACAUACCAGUUAACUGCUAUAGCUAGCCAACCACUUUUUAUACUCGAACACACACACCUAUGAUAUCUAUUAUGUCUGCUUCAGUUAAGAGAAACAGUAAGUGUAUUAUGAUAUAUGCUUGUGAUCCUAUUAGAAACCAAUGUGUUAUUUUUUUUGGUGCUACCCUACCCUGGGAUUCAACUUGACAACAGUUUUGAAAGAGACAAAACCCAUCCCUUUUUAUAUAUUAGAAUGAGUGGCAUAGACAGAUCGAGUGAGGUAACAUCAUCCCAUGCCGAAUCACUUGAAGAAAUGGUCAUACUUCUAUUUAUAUAAGAUCCCAUUUAUGUGUAUGUGAAUGUAUUGCAGUAAUGUGAAUGCCUAUAAUUGGUAUAAAUCACAGGAGGCUGCUGAGGGGUGAACGGCUCACAACAAUGGCAUGAACGAAGCGAAUGGAAUGGCAUCAAACACAUGGAAACCAUGGAAACCAUGUGUUGGAUGCAUUUGAUGCCAUUCCACUUAUUCAGCUCCAGCCAUCAUUGUGAGCCAGUCCUCCCCAAUGAAGGUGCCACCAACCUCCUGUGGUAUGAAUGGAGUCGGUCUGUGCAGGUAAAGAUCUGUAACUUGUGUGUGUCUUUUCAGUUUAGCUACAGCGAUGGAGGUUGAAGGUUCUAACCACCAACAUCAGCCCCCCCCCCCAAUUCACUGCUGGAACACAAACCACCAACACUGAACACACAUAAUUAUUGUGGCCAUGUCAUCUCCAUGUCACCAUGUCACUCCAUAAUUGGAUUUUCCACCUACGGUGAGACCCUAAUAGUGGAUUGUGUAAUGUCACUGUCACUGUGUUGGACAGAUAACAUUAAAUGAAAGUAACUCAAUGGCAGUUCCAUUGUUCCCAAGACCCACCCCUUUGUUUACAAAUGCAGUUGUUAGGGGAGUUUCACACUUUGGGUGGAAACAGAUAUUGAACAUUGCUACUUUAAACUCACCUCCUUCACUGACUGGAAUGGGUGACCAAGCCUAUAGUACAUUGCACCAAAUCAUGUUGGCUUUGUAAUUAUUUAGAACCAUCAUGUUCUCCAGGGUCUCACUCAGGUUAUCGAGGUGAGGAGAGUAACUAUCUUCGCUCCAUUUUUUGUGACCAAAUUUGGGUUUUAUAAAACCCUCCACCACCCAUACUUGAGCCAAAACAUACAAGUACGCAGUAACUGCUUGGAAGGAAUCACAAACUAACAACAAACACACCACACACACAUUUUCCGUUACAAUAUUUGUUGUUGGACAGAAGCUUACUAUACAUUUUAUCAGAGCAAACGAUAGGACCUACUGUGUUGCUGUAGUCCCUAUCUGCUCUCCUCAGUUCCUGUCAUGUCAAUGGACGCGUUCCAGUGCGACUACAUUGCAGACGCCUGCCAGAUCUCAAAACACCUGGAUAAGUGACUAAAAUAUCAGCUAACCACAUCAUAUGAUCUAGCAAUCUGAUGCCAAUGCAACGCCUGCAAUGUAGGUGGCCUGGAACGCAGCCACUGAUGUCAAAAGUGCUGGGUGACUUAAGUUGUAACCACUAUGACCACUAUGUCUAACACGCAGGCCCAUCUCUCAUUGGUAGCCCUGAGUACAUCUUUUUCAAUUAGAUUUUUUUCUCAUUUGUUGUUCUUUUGUCUGUAAUCUAGAUUGUAAUUCUUAUACUUCACUGUAAUUAUUCCCUAGUUCAAAGGUUAUUUACAUUUUGGGGAAGAUGAUCUGUACAUUCGAUGAUAGGAACGAACAAAACAUUUUUUAGGAUGUUUUAUAUGGAAAUAUACAAUUCUAUGAUUAUAUUUGAAUGACACAAAAAGAUAAAAACACAUUUUUAUUGUCACUGUUUUGACACUGACCUCUGUUGAAUAUAUUCCACUGUCUUAAAAGGAAUUUUGAGAACCUGAAAAAUAAAUAUUUUUCAUACAAAUCCACAUUUUACAUGUAUAACAGAGAUGUAUAACUGCAAUGAUUAUGCAGAUGUGCUACAUUUUCCUCAGAGGACACAACAGAUUUGGUCAAACGGUGCAGUUUUGUGUUCACAAUGAAAUAAAAGUAUUAAAACUAACACAGAUUCAGAUUGAAUGAAGAACGAUGAUUAGGAUUGUUUGAGAGAAAUUUAACAAAAUGAUAUACCACCUAUACAGAUCUAGACUACAGUAUGUGUAAAAGGGUCCAAAUUGAAUAUAUGUUGUUUGAUGUAGUGGAUUUACCACAUUUGAAGAGUGCAACAUACCUAACCUAGUAGGUACUUAACACAGAAAGUGCUGUGUGCUUAACAAGACAACAUUAAAGUAUAACACUUAGGUGAUAACA
Molecule: messenger RNA, 8338 nt
Organism: Salmo salar (Atlantic salmon)
Lineage: Eukaryota; Metazoa; Chordata; Actinopteri; Salmoniformes; Salmonidae
Source: RefSeq, a predicted model, not a curated record